AUGUCGUUCGGUGGUCAAACACCGACUAUCGUUGUCCUCAGAGAGGGCACCGACCAGUCCCAGGGCCGCGGCCAGAUCGUCUCCAACAUCAACGCCUGUCUCGCCGUACAAUCCACCAUCAAGUCCACCCUUGGCCCCUACGGAGGUGAUCUCCUGCUCGUCGACGAGAAUGGCAAGCAGACCAUUACCAACGAUGGUGCCACUGUCAUGAAGUUGCUCGACAUUGUCCACCCUGCCGCCCGUAUCUUGACCGACAUUGCCCGCUCGCAGGACGCCGAAGUUGGAGAUGGAACCACAUCAGUUGUCGUCUUGGCUGGAGAGAUUCUCAAGGAGAUCAAGGAGCACGUCGAGCACGGUGUCAGCAGUCAGACCAUCAUCAAGGGUCUGCGAAGAGCUAGCACCAUGGCCGUCAACAAGAUCAAGGAGAUUGCCGUCAACACACAGGAGAACAACCAGAGAGAGACUCUGCGGAAACUCGCCGCAACCUCGAUGAGCAGCAAGCUGAUUCACCGCAACGCAGACUUCUUCACAAAGAUGGUUGUCGACGCCGUCCUCUCCCUCGACCAGAACGACCUCAACAACAGACUCAUCGGUAUUAAGAAGAUCACUGGUGGUGCCCUGCAAGAUUCCCUGUUCGUCAACGGUGUCGCAUUUAAGAAGACCUUCUCCUACGCCGGUUUCGAGCAACAACCCAAGUCAUUCAAGAACCCCAAGAUCGUUUGCUUGAACGUCGAGCUCGAGCUCAAGAGCGAGAAGGACAACGCCGAAGUCCGUGUUGAGCAAGUGUCGGAAUAUCAGGCUAUCGUCGAUGCCGAGUGGCAGAUUAUCUUCAACAAGAUGGAGGCUCUUUACCAGACUGGCGCAAAGAUUGUUCUCAGCAAGCUGCCUAUUGGUGAUCUUGCGACACAGUACUUUGCCGACCGCGACAUCUUCUGUGCUGGUCGCGUAGCCUCAGACGACAUGGAACGCGUGUGCCAGUCCACCGGCGCCUCGAUCCAAUCCACCUGCUCCGACAUUCAAGAGGCCCACCUCGGUACCUGCGAAACCUUCGAGGAGCGUCAAAUCGGUGGAGAGAGAUUCAACUUCUUCGAGGGUUGCCCCGGCGCAAAAACCUGCACUCUUGUCCUCCGUGGUGGUGCUGAACAGUUCAUUGCCGAAGUCGAGCGCAGUCUACACGAUGCCAUCAUGAUCGUCAAGCGUGCCAUCAAGAACCAGAGCAUUGUUGCUGGUGGUGGUGCUUGCGAGAUGGAGAUCAGCAAAUACCUACACACCUACGCCGACAGCAAGAUCCCUCACAAGCAGCAAAGUAUCAUCAAGGCCUUCGCCAAGGCACUCGAGGUCAUUCCUAGACAGCUUUGCGACAACGCUGGUUUCGACGCUACCGAUAUCCUGAACAGACUGCGUGUUGAGCACAGGAAAGGCAACCUCUGGGCCGGUGUUGACUUCCAGAACGAGGGUGUUAGAGACAACAUGGCCGCCUUUGUGUGGGAGCCCAGUCUCGUCAAGAUCAACGCCAUUCAAGCCGCUACCGAGGCCAGUUGCUUGAUUCUGAGCGUUGACGAGACCAUCAAGAACCAGGAAUCUCAGGCUCCCCAAGCCCCUGGUCAACAACUUCCCCCUGGUGCUGCUCAAAGGGCGAUGCGCGGCAGAGGAAGAGGUAUGCCCAGAAGGUAG
This is a messenger RNA of Aureobasidium namibiae CBS 147.97, 1674 nucleotides long. RefSeq lists its product as uncharacterized. The record is from RefSeq and is a predicted model, not a curated record. Lineage: Eukaryota; Fungi; Ascomycota; Dothideomycetes; Dothideales; Saccotheciaceae. Gene Ontology annotation, biological process: protein folding. Gene Ontology annotation, cellular component: chaperonin-containing T-complex. The transcript has 5 exons. Gene Ontology annotation, molecular function: ATP hydrolysis activity; ATP binding; ATP-dependent protein folding chaperone. The coding region runs from base 1 to 1674 and encodes 557 amino acids.